This is a messenger RNA of Malus domestica (apple), 812 nucleotides long. RefSeq names its product major strawberry allergen Fra a 1-3. Gene Ontology annotation, biological process: abscisic acid-activated signaling pathway; defense response. Gene Ontology annotation, cellular component: nucleus; cytoplasm. The record is from RefSeq and is a predicted model, not a curated record. Lineage: Eukaryota; Viridiplantae; Streptophyta; Magnoliopsida; Rosales; Rosaceae. Gene Ontology annotation, molecular function: signaling receptor activity; abscisic acid binding; protein phosphatase inhibitor activity.
GCCUCACCCUAUAAAUACCAUACCUGCUCCCUCACUUCUUCACAACUCAAAACCUCCCAUUACAUCAUCUUCCUAUUCAUCAAUUUUUAUUUUCUUACUUUCCAAACACUUCUCAGAAUCAUGGGUGUUUUCACAUACGAAUCCGAGUUCACCUCUGUCAUCCCCCCUGCUAGGUUGUUCAAUGCCUUUGUUCUUGAUGCUGACAACCUCAUCCCCAAGAUUGCACCACAAGCAGUGAAGAGCGCUGAAAUCCUUGAAGGAGAUGGAGGAGUUGGAACCAUUAAGAAGAUCAACUUCGGUGAAGGUAGCACAUACAGCUAUGUGAAGCACAGAAUUGAUGGGGUUGACAAGGACAACUUUGUCUACAAGUACAGUGUGAUCGAAGGAGAUGCUAUCUCUGAGACAAUUGAGAAGAUCUCUUAUGAGACUAAGUUGGUUGCUGCCAGCAGCGGUUCCGUCAUCAAGAGCACCAGCCACUACCACACCAAAGGUGAUGUUGAGAUCAAGGAAGAGCAUGUUAAGGCUGGCAAAGAGAAGGCCUCCCACCUCUUUAAGUUGAUUGAGAACUACCUCUUGGAGCAUCAGGAUGCCUACAACUAAAUUCUUCUGCUGCUUCAAUGAUUUUCUAAGUUAUCUUGAUCAAAACUCUAUGUCAUCUUUGGCAUAAAAAAUUGUGUGGUUUUCAUUCCUUUUUUUUUUUUAACUUCCGAAACGCUAUGUUGGCUUGUAAUGGGAGCUUUUGAUUGAAGAGUGAAUAUUGUAUUUCCUUACAUUUGCAAAUGAAUAAAAAUAAAAUCAUGGAUUUGAUGAUA